Saccharomycopsis crataegensis is the source of this 1101-nucleotide messenger RNA. Its product is annotated as chitin deacetylase. The record is from RefSeq and is a predicted model, not a curated record. NCBI's taxonomy places the organism in Eukaryota, Fungi, Ascomycota, Saccharomycetes, Ascoideales, Saccharomycopsidaceae. The transcript has a single exon. Gene Ontology annotation, molecular function: chitin deacetylase activity. Gene Ontology annotation, cellular component: prospore membrane. Gene Ontology annotation, biological process: carbohydrate metabolic process; ascospore wall assembly. Bases 1 to 1101 code for a protein of 366 amino acids.
AUGAAUAAAACAAAAAACAAAUAUCAUCCACCAUCUAGAAUAAUGGGCUCACUCGCCAUCAUUUUAUUAAAUUCUUUGCUACUUUUUCAUCUGGUUUACUCUUCACAUGCCAUUUCUCAACCUCUGGACCAUGGUAAACAAAAUAGAGAAAUCGUGGUGAUAUCAAAAGACUCCACCAAACAUUUCAAAGACUCGAUGUCCCCCGUGGGUUACGACGGGAGUAUUUCGGCCACCCAACCUUUCCCUGAAUGGUUAGCGGAUUUCACUUAUUUAAAAGAAUGGCCAGGAAUAGACCCACCGUACGUGCCUCUUAGUUUCAUUGACAUGAACCAAAUUCCUAACAGUGUUCCUAUUCAUGAAAUGGGGGCCUGUCCUGGUGAUAGAACAGGAUGCUCGUUUGAUUGCCACAAAUGUGUGGCCCAAGAUGAUAUCUACACUUGUCCCAAAUUAUCACAAAGUUUCGAUGAUGGUCCAUCUCCGGUGACCACAAGAUUAUUGGACAAUUUACAACACCCCACCACCUUUUUCACCCUUGGGAUUAACGUGGUCAAGUACCCAGAGAUUUAUAAACAAAUCCAGGCUAAAGGGCACCUUAUCGGUAGCCAUACUUGGGGCCACAAGUUUCUUCCAUCAUUGACCAAUGAACAAAUCAUUGCCGAGAUUGAAUGGUCAAUAUGGGCGAUGAAUGCCACCGGAAAUCAUAUUCCAAAAUGGUUCCGGCCACCUUAUGGCGGCAUCGAUAACCGAGUCCGCCAUAUCUUACGACUCUUUGGAUUGCAAGCGGUGUUAUGGGAUUAUGAUACUUAUGAUUGGCAGUUAUUGAAUAAUCAAAGAACUGAGCAACAAAUAUUCGAUGAGGCAAGAAGUUGGUUAGCAUCGUCUGGAGGACAGAAACGAGGAAUGAUAUUGGAGCACGAUGCCCAUGAUCGGACCAUCGACGUUGCACUUGAAUUAUCCAACAACAUUAUUGGCCAUGAUCAAUUGACCGCAGCGCAAUGUGUCAAUGGGGUUGAGUACAUCAAGACGUUUGGGGUCGAUAACGAAGAGUAUGCGGCUGCUGCUGCUGUCAAUGUGAACGAAAAUUUCAUUUAUGUUAGUUGA